Messenger RNA from Diutina rugosa, 1098 nucleotides. Its product is annotated as mitochondrial 54S ribosomal protein mL38. Bases 1 to 1098 code for a protein of 365 amino acids. The record is from RefSeq and is a predicted model, not a curated record. NCBI's taxonomy places the organism in Eukaryota, Fungi, Ascomycota, Pichiomycetes, Serinales, Debaryomycetaceae. The transcript has a single exon.
AUGCUUCGUCACCUGAGAAGAUUUGCCCUGGUGUGGAGCGACUUCGCCACGAGAGCGGCUCUGCUCCGAGUGGCCGACGCCAACAGUCGUCGUGACGUGUUGGGCGCCAUCCCCGAGUUCUAUGGUCCGCUGUCCAUCGCUAACCGUGAACAGCGCUGGGGGUACCACCAGCCGGAACAGAUCAACGAGACGUUCCAGAUGGCGUAUGAGCUUCUCGAACAGGACGCCGCCACCAAGUACGAGGAGGUGGAACAGCUUAAGCAGAAGCUCGCUUCGGCUGACGCCGACAAACAGGCGGGGUACCGCAAACGGAUCGCCGCCACGUUGGCCGCCGCCGAAAAACACAACCCCGAAGUGGUGUUUAACGUCGCCACUGAAACCGCUGAGGCCGACGACUUGUCGCAGCCCGUCUACCGGGAGUACGCCCGGAAGAAAUGGGCCGAGCACGACCGCAUGGUCACCAUGCAAAGAAUGGAACAAUUACACAUGAUCCCCGACACCUUACCCACAGUGGAACCCACCGCUGACAUUAAGGUGAAGUUCCCUCAUAAUGCCGAUGCGGAAUUUGCUCUGUGGGUGGAACCAGGCACCGUUUUACCCGGUUUUGCCGUGGCGCAACCGCCUACGGUUCAGAUCCGUCAAUUUGACGAUAUCGAGCCCGACACCUUGUAUACGGUAGCGAUGGUGAACCCUGACACUCCCGAUUUGGCCGCUAACUCGUUCCUGACGACGUUACACUGGGGGCUUGCCAAUGUCCUGCUUCCUGAUGCUCAGGGCAUUUUGGGCACUAAAUGGCAAAUGGAAAAUGCCGACAAGGUGUUCUUUGACUACGUGCCGUUAACUCCGGAAAAGAACGCCGGUGAAUUCCAAAGAGCGUGUCUCUGGGUGUGGCGCCAACCAGGUAAAAUCGAUGUUGGCUCUGUAAACGGCGAACACUUUGAUAUCCGUCAAUUUGCUGAAGCUCACCAGCUUACAGCCGUGGGUGGCCACCUCUGGCGGCAAAAGUACGACCGGCUGGUGCCGCUGCUUCGCCAACAGUACGGGUUGCCCGUAGGGAGAGUGUUCCACCGGGUGAGAAAAGCCCACCCCAUGGUGUAA